Argiope bruennichi is the source of this 8157-nucleotide messenger RNA. RefSeq names its product spectrin beta chain-like. Gene Ontology annotation, cellular component: cell projection; cell junction; spectrin. Gene Ontology annotation, molecular function: actin filament binding; structural constituent of cytoskeleton; phospholipid binding. Bases 163 to 7125 code for a protein of 2320 amino acids. The record is from RefSeq and is a predicted model, not a curated record. Gene Ontology annotation, biological process: actin cytoskeleton organization; neuron development. The transcript has 48 exons. NCBI's taxonomy places the organism in Eukaryota, Metazoa, Arthropoda, Arachnida, Araneae, Araneidae.
GAGAAGCUUUUCACCAACCCGAGCAAUUCUACUUCGCCUUUUGCCGUUCCUUCCGUAUAUGUGUGUGUCCUGACAAACUCCAGAUCUGGAUUAGAUCAAUACAACAAGACACAUUUUCUAGUCCAGAAAAAAAUUAGAGGUACUUGAUAGUCUCCUUCCGCCAUGACCACCGAUUACGUGGUUGGGGUCCGCUGGGAUCCUGCCACCCAGCAAGAAAUGGAUGAGUUUGAAUAUGAUGGAGGGAAUAGUUCUUCGCGACUUUUCGAACGAUCUCGAAUACGAGUUUUAGCAGAUGAGAGGGAAAAUGUACAAAAGAAAACUUUCUGCAAGUGGGUCAAUUCCCACCUUCUACGCUCAAACUGCCGCAUAACAGAUCUUUACACAGAUUUGAGAGAUGGAAAGAUGCUUAUGAGAUUGCUGGAAAUAUUAUCAGGCGACAGAUUGCCAAGACCCACAAAAGGGAAAAUGCGAAUACAUUGCCUUGAAAAUGUAGAUAAAGCAUUGCAGUUUCUUCGAGAGCAACGAGUUCACUUAGAAAAUUUGGGCUCACAUGAUGUUGUGGACGGCAAUCCUCGCUUAACAUUGGGAUUGAUCUGGACCAUUAUUUUACGUUUCCAGAUUCAAGACAUUACCAUUGAAGAAGUUGACAACCAGGAGACUAAAUCAGCUAAAGACGCUUUGCUGCUUUGGUGCCAGAUGAAAACUGCUGGCUAUCCUAACGUCAAUGUGAGGAAUUUUACAACAAGCUGGAGAGAUGGAUUAGCAUUUAAUGCUCUGAUUCACAAGCACAGGCCUGAUUUGAUACAGUAUGACAGGUUGUCACGAUCCAAUGCUAUUUAUAAUUUGAAUCACGCUUUCACGGUUGCUGAACAGAGAUUAGGAAUCAUGAAGUUGUUGGAUGCUGAAGAUAUAUUUGUAGAAUAUCCAGAUGAAAAAUCAAUCAUUACAUAUGUUGUCACCUACUACCAUUAUUUCUCUAAAAUGAAACAAGAAACAGUCCAGGGACGUCGUAUUGGAAAUGUUGUUGGUCAAGCGAUGCAAAGUGAGAAAAUGAUUCACGAAUAUGAAACUUUGACUUCUAAUCUUCUGAAGUGGAUCAAGCAAACGAUUGCUGCUUUGUCCGAUAGAAAAUUUGCAAAUUCAUUAUUCGGAGUUCAACAACAACUUCUGGCCUUUAAUUCUUACAGAACUGUAGAAAAACCACCAAAGUUUGUUGAAAAAGGCAACCUCGAAGUAUUGCUAUUUACCAUUCAAAGUAGGAUGAGAACUACCAAUCAGCGAUUGUACUUUCCUCCAGAGGGGAAAACGAUAUCUGAUAUCAACAGAGCAUGGGAGAGUUUAGAAAAAGCUGAACAUGAAAGAGAAUUGGCACUCAGAGAUGAACUUAUAAGGCAAGAGAAGCUUGAGCAGUUAGCAGCCAGAUUUGAUCGCAAAGCUGGAUUGCGCGAAACUUGGCUCAGUGAAAAUCAAAGAUUGGUGUCCCAAGACAAUUUUGGCUUUGAUCUUCCUUCAGUAGAAGCAGCUGCAAAGAAGCAUGAAGCCAUUGAAACAGACAUAUAUGCUUAUGAAGAAAGAGUGCAAGCAAUUGUUGCUGUAGCCCAAGAGCUGGAAACCGAAAAUUACCACGAUAUUGCCAGAAUACAAGCAAGGAGAGACAAUGUUCUUCGAUUAUGGAACUACUUAUUAGAACUUCUCCGUGCACGUCGCACAAGAUUAGAGGACUCGAUAACACUUCAACAAACUUUCCAGGAGAUGAUAUAUAUUCUCGAUACCAUGGAAGAACUCAAGAGUCGUUUGCUUACUGAAGAUUCAGGAAAACAUUUGAUGGGCGUUGUCGACUUACUGCAAAAACACAGUUUGAUUGAAGCCGACAUUAAUGUCCUGGGAGAGAACGUUAAAGCAGUUAUUCAACAUCUUCAGGCAUUCUUGGACACUAAGAGCAAAAGUGGAUAUCAAGUUUGUGAUCCUCAGUACAUUCAAGAAAGAAUAAAGCAACUGGAGGCUGCUUAUAUCGAAUUGGUGCAACUUGCUUCUGAUAGACACAACCACCUAAUUGAAUCACGUAAAUUGUGGCAAUUCUUCUGGGAUAUGGCCGAAGAAGAAGCAUGGAUUAAAGAAAAAGAAAGGAUAUUGUCAUCGGGUGACAUUGGUCAUGAUCUAACAGCCAUUCACUUACUUAUUAGUAAAAACAAGGCCGCUGAAGGUGAAAUCAACAACCAAGAAAAACAAAUUCAAGCGCUUGUCCAGAUUGGCGAAGAUUUAAUUGCCGCCAAUCACUUCAGUUCAGACAGCAUCCGUGAGAGAAUCGAUGAAAUUCAGACUAUGCUGGCCAAUCUCAGGAAGCUCCAACAGCAGAGAAUGAAGAGAUUAACUGACGCUGUUGAUUAUCAUCAGUUUUUUACUGAUGCUGACGAUGUGGACACUUGGAUGCUGGAUACACUUCGAUUAGUGUCUAGCGAAGAUAUAGGUAGAGAUGAAGCAAAUGUUCAAUCUCUUCUUAAAAAGCAUAAGGAUACCACUGAUGAUCUGAAGAAUUUCGCUAGCACCAUAGAUGCAUUACAUCAACAAGCUGGAGCUCUUGGAGAUGAACAUAGAACAGCUCCAGAAGUUUUGGAUAGACUUUCUAGCAUAGAUCGCAGAUAUAAAGAAUUAGUGGAGUUGGCAAAAUUAAGAAAACAACGCCUCCUUGAUGCCUUAUCACUGUACAAAUUGUUUAAUGAAGCUGAUGGUAUUAAGCAAUGGAUUGUUGAAAAGGAAAAAAUGUUAGACUGCAUGGUUAUGAGCAAUGAUAUUGAAGAUAUCGAAGUGAUGAAACACCGUUUUGAAGGAUUUGAGCAAGAAAUGAAUGCCAACUCUUCCAGAGUUGCUGUCAUUAACCAGCUUGCUCGGCAACUGCUACACGUAGAUCAUCCAAAUUCAGAAGAGAUAUUGGUACAACAAAAUAAUCUCAAUGAAAGGUGGGCUGCAUUAAAAGCUACAGCUGAGCGUAAAAAGGAACAAAUACAAUCUGCUCAUGGAAUACAAACAUUUCAUAUUGAAUGCAAAGAAACUAUUACAUGGAUUGAAGAAAAGAAGAAGCUUUUGGAAGCAACCGAAGACCUGGGUGAUGAUUUGGUCGGUAUUAUGACACUCCAAAGAAGACUGAGCGGUAUGGAACGAGAUUUAGCUGCUAUACAUGCUAAGCUUGAAAAUCUUGAAAAAGAGGCUGAAAAGAAUAAAAUGGAGCACCCAGAAGAAGCUGAAAAGAUUGAGAGAAAUCUUGAAAAGAUUAAAGUAUCAUGGGAAAAACUGACUAAUCUCCUUAAAGAGCGUGAUGCAAAAUUGGAGGAGGCAGGAGAUUUGCACCGCUUCUUGAGAGAUUUAGAUCACUUCCAGUCUUGGCUCACCAAAACACAGACAGAUGUUGCAUCAGAAGAUAUACCGUCGAGUCUCACAGAAGCAGAGAAUCUCAUCACCCAGCAUCAGCAAAUCAGAGAAGAGAUCGACAAUUACACUGAAGAUUAUAAUAAUUUGAUGGAAUAUGGUGAGAAAAUUACAAGAGACCAAACAGAUGCUCAGUACAUGUUCUUACGUGAAAGGCUACGAGCUCUUCAAGAUGGAUGGACUGAGUUGCUGCAAAUGUGGGAGAACAGACAAAUGGUUCUAUCGAACAGUUUGGAUUUCCAGGUGUUUAUGAGAGAUGCUAAGCAAGCUGAAGUGUUAUUGAAUCAGCAAGAGAAUUAUCUUAUGAAGGAUGAAACUCCAAGUAGUUUAGAACAAGCAGAAUGUCUUAUAAAAGAGCACGAAACCUUCCUUACAACUAUGGAGGCUAAUGAUGAGAAGGUCAAUGCUGUUAUCCAAUUUGCACAAAGACUGUGCGAAGAUAAUAACUUUGCUGCAGAUAAGAUUCACAAGAAAGCUGAAAAUAUGGCUGAAAGGCGUAAUGCUAAUCACGAGAGAGCAGCUCAAAGAAUGGACAAACUGAGAGAUCAGAUGCAACUUCAACACUUUCUCCAAGACUGCAAGCAGCUUUCUGAAUGGACUCAAGAAAAAUACAUCACGGCCCAGGACGAUACUUACCGCAGUGCUAAAACCAUUCACAGCAAAUGGACCAGACAUCAGGCUUUUGAAGCUGAAGUUGCUGCAAAUAAAGAUCGCCUUAGAAAACUGCAGCAGAGUGGCGAAGAACUUGUGAGAGAAAAACGGAACUGGGCACCUAUAAUUUAUCCUCAACUUGCAGAGCUUGAACAGCAAUUUGAAGCACUGGAGAAUGCUACGAAAGAAAAGGGAGAAAGAUUGUUUGAUGCCAACCGUCAAGUUUUGUACAUGCAGACUUGUGAUGACAUUGACAACUGGAUUACGGAACUCGAAAAUCAAGUUCUUACUGCUGAAACUGGUCAAGAUCUCACGAGCGUUAACCUUAUUUUACAGAAGCAACAGGCAGUUGAAACUCAAAUGGCCCUCAAGGCCAAGCAAGUGACUGAACUGAAAGAUCAAGCUGAAUACUUAGAAAAUCUAGCUCCAGAAAAAACUGAUGAAAUUGAAUAUAAGAAAGCUCACGUCGAGGACCGAUUCAAACGCCUACUUGCACCUUUAAAUCAACGCAAAUCUCAACUAAUGAAGAAAAAAGAAGCCUUCCAAUUUUGCAGAGAUGUUGAAGAUGAAAAAUUGUGGAUUCAAGAAAAGAUGCCUUUAGCUACUUCCUCAGAAUAUGGAAAUAGUCUUUUUGGAGUUCAAAUGCUCAAAAAGAAAAAUCAAUCUCUCCAAUCAGAAAUUGACAAUCAUGAGCAUAGAAUCGUCUGCGUUUGUGAAAACGGAAAUAAGUUGAUACAAGAAGGCCAUGAAGAUGCUGCAAAAUUUAAGCGAUUGAUAUCAGAACUGCAGUGCCUUUGGAUGGAACUGAAAAAUGCAAUCCAGUUCAGAAGAAUCAAGUUAGAGGAAUCAGAGAAAGCUCAGCAGUACUUCUUUGAUGCCUCAGAAGCCGAAGCAUGGAUGAGCGAACAGGAACUUUACAUGAUGUCUGAAGACAAAGGAAAAGAUGAAAUAAGUGCCCAGAAUUUAAUGAAGAAGCACACAAGCUACGAAAAUGAAAUAGAUGUUUUUUAUGAAACUGUCAUGCAACUGGGAGACAUAUCUAAACAGCUGUCUGCAGCCAACCAUCCUUUGUGCCAUGAAAUCACUCUGAGACAGGCCCAGUUAGAAAAACUGUACAGUAGUUUGAAAGAUCUUGCUCUGGAGAAAAGAACGAAACUGGACGAAGGUCUUCAACUUUUCGGUUUGAAUAGAGAAGUGGAUGACCUAAUGCAAUGGAUUGCAGAUAAAGAAAUUGUUGCUGGAUCCCAAGAACUGGGACAAGAUUAUGAACAUGUCACUAUGCUACAAGCUCGAUUCAAGGACUUUGCCAAAGAAACACAAUCAAUCGGUCGUGAGAGAGUAUCCAAAAUCAAUUUCCAUGCCGACAAACUGAUAAAUGCUCAUCAUGGUGACAGUGCUACCAUUGCUGAAUGGAAGGACAUGCUAAACGAAGCCUGGGCAGAUCUCCUGGAGCUAAUCGAGACCAGAACCCAGAUGUUGAAAGCAUCCUGGAAGUUGCACAGAUUCUUUUACGACUGCGCUGAUGUUCUCGGUCGUAUUAUUGAAAAGCAAAAUGAGAUGCCAUACGAACUUGGAAGAGAUGCUGUCAGCGUCUCCAGCUUACAGAGGAAGCAUAUCAGUUUCGAACAUGAUCUACAAACUUUGGGAUCUGCAGUCCAGCAAAUUCAGGACGAUGCUGUUCGGUUCAAUUCCAUCUACGCAGGCGAGAGGGCCAAUGAGAUUAGCAGCAAAGUGUCAGAGGUUGUGAGUGCUUGGCAAAAACUACUGCACAUGUGCGAGACUAGAAGAGAAAAGUUGGCCGACACUGGAGAUCUCUUCCGCUUCUUGAACAUGGUGAGAGACCUCAUGCAGUGGAUGGAGGAGACGGUCAGGUUGAUGAACACAUCAGAAAAACCAAGAGAUGUUUCCGGUGUUGAGUUAUUAAUGAAUAACCACCAAAGUUUGAAAGCUGAAAUAGAUACUCGUGAGGAUAAUAUAUCAGUGUGUAUAAAUCUUGGAAAAGAACUGCUUGCUCGCAAUCACUAUGCUUCUAAUGAGAUAAAAGAAAAACUCUUAUCAUUGACCAAUCAAAGGACCUUGAUGAUGGAUCGCUGGGAGGAGAGAUGGGAGCAUUUGCAACUGAUCCUCGAAGUUUAUCAAUUCGCCAGAGAUGCGGCAGUAGCAGAAGCAUGGCUGAUUGCCCAGGAACCGUAUCUUUUAAGCCAAGAACUAGGACAUUCAAUAGAUGAAGUCGAACAAUUGAUUAAGAAACACGAGGCGUUUGAAAAGUCUUUUGCUGCCCAAGAAGAAAGAUUUGCAGCUCUUAAGAUCUUAACAACUCUUGAAUUAAAAGAGCAAGAUCGUCGUGCAAAGGCUGCUGCUGAUCAGAAAGCACUAUACGAACUGGAUGAACAUAUGAAACGCCAUUCUGGGUUUUAUGACGAUGCGUAUGAAAGAGAUUUUACAAAAAAGCAAGAGACAGAAAGGCAGGAACAAGAUCGACUUGCAGCAGAAAGAUUAGCAGCUGAAGGAGAAACAUCAACGACCAAGUCAGAUGUCACUGAAGUUGAUACUCAAGCUUCAGAAAGAGAAAAGAAAGCAGAAAUUUUAAGGCCAAGCUCUCUCACUCAAAAACCUUUUGAAGGACCUUUAAUAAGGAAACAUAACUUCGAAUCUGCAACCAAAAGAGCAACCAACAGGUCCUGGGAAAAAGUUUACAUACUAGUAAAAGACCGUAUGCUGUACACAUAUAAAGACCAAAAGCAUUGCAAACAGGAGCCAGACAAUUUUUACCAUGGAGAGCCUCCAAUGGACUUGAGAGGAAGCGAAGCAGCAAUAGCAUUAGAUUAUACAAAGAGAAGACAUGUCUUAAAAUUAAGACUCGCAAAAGGAGGUGAAUAUCUUUUCCAAGCCAAGGAUGAGGAGGAAAUGCUUCGCUGGUUAUCACACCUUCAACAGGCAUCCUCAGAGGAGACUGCUGGUCCAGGUUAUUCACAAACUUUGCCACUGAGACGAAGUGAAGAGAGAAAAGACGAGCAAAAGCGCCGCAGUCUCUUCUCCAAGAAGAAAUGAACUACCUAGUUUAUAAUUUUAAUAUGGUAGUGGCCACACUAGAAAUGUAUAUUUCUGAGAAACCAUAGAGAUUCAUUAUUUCAGUGUGAAUGCUGAAAUUUUAUAAAUUCAUCCAUUUCUCAGUUCAAAACUAUUUAAAAGCAAUCAUUGUUCAUCCACAAAAUUUUUAUACUAACAUGUAUUUUUGGAAGAAGAGUGUUUUAGAUUCAUUUGCUACUUUUAAAACCAAAAUAAAAUUUCAAUACAAGACAAUUCAUUUUUAUAAUAAUUUAAUAAUAUUGUGAAGCUUUUAUUAUAAAACUGAAAUAAUUUAAUAAUAUUAUUUAUCAGUUUAGAGUAGAAAUUCAUUAAUAUUUAUGCCAUGGGUUCUCAAUCUCUUUAAAUUCUUUGCCCAAUAAAUAUGAAUAAAAAAUAUGUACUUUUAUAUAAAAAAAUAUCCUGAGAUUGCAUCUUAAAUCAAGUGUUUGGUAAUCAUAGGGCAAAAAAAAAUGUUACAAUAUAAUAAGAUAAAAAAAUAUCUCAAGUCCUAAAUUUGUGUACAUGCACAUAGCCAUGAGUGUGCAAGGUAAGAUAAAAAGCAAACUAUGAAAGUCUUACAAUUCACAAAGCUAAAUUCUUGGAAAAGCCAAGUUAAAGGAAUGCCAAUAUGCAUUGAAAAACACAGAUUAAAAAAAAUAUUAAAAGGGGUUGUCAUUCUACAUUCAUUUCCAAUAUGCAUAUAAUCUGCCAUGUUAAAAUAAUACCAUCAAAAAUAAUACAAUGGUACAUGUACCAUAAUUUGAAACCAACCCCCCACUGUUAUUUAUAUUAUGCUAUUACAUUAAAAGAGCAUCAAAAAAUAAAAUGUUCCAGUUUGGCAUAAGAACAAAUAUUUAAUUUUUUAAAAGUUUGACUAUAGAACAUGGUAUUUUUAUCAAUUCAUGAAAGUCUCCUCUAAGCUGAAAAAUAUAAAUUUUACAGCUGUAAUUUAUAUAAGAGCUUUAAAAGGAUCUCACAGAAAUUCUGUUAAACCUCAAUAAAGUUUAUAAUUUA